Messenger RNA from Arctia plantaginis, 306 nucleotides. Lineage: Eukaryota; Metazoa; Arthropoda; Insecta; Lepidoptera; Erebidae. The record is from the annotation of a GenBank genome assembly.
AUGUUUGGGCCUUUAUUACGAAGAAGCAUUCUUCAAGGUUCUGCAUCGCGAACGUGGAACUAUCUAAUUAAUUUCACUCAUCUGCUUUGGUGUAAAUUGAAAUAUAUACGUGAAUUGAGGAUGCCACGCACUCGAAGGAAGCACUACACUUCACACUCGAGGUCGCGGUCUAGAUCGUACGAAGCGAAGCGUCGACGUCUAGACGAUGGCUCUACAGAAGGAUCAUAUAGGAAACGAAGCAGAAGCAGAGAAAGAGACAGGUUAGUUUUAAUUUACUACCUUAUUUUUGUGUUAGUAAAAGAUUAG